Messenger RNA from Camelina sativa (false flax), 684 nucleotides. Its product is annotated as protein cornichon homolog 3-like. Lineage: Eukaryota; Viridiplantae; Streptophyta; Magnoliopsida; Brassicales; Brassicaceae. Gene Ontology annotation, biological process: vesicle-mediated transport. The record is from RefSeq and is a predicted model, not a curated record.
CCUUCUUCUUCGACACUAGUUCCGAUCGAACACAGAGAUUGAUGAUAUAUAUACUGAACUGACUUGGUUCUCCGACAAUAAAACAUAUCUCUGUUUCCUCAUUGGAUCUUAGAUACCCAGAAGCUUAAAAGCCAAGAAGAACACAACGAAAUCAAUCCGAGGUAAUUAGUUGUCGGGAGCCAGGAGGAGGAGGAAGCAUGGGAGAGGUCUUGACAUGGAUUAUUUCAUUCGUCAUCCUUAUCACUCUUGUCGGACUCAUCGUCUAUCAGCUUAUUAGCUUAGCUGAUCUCGAGUUUGAUUACAUCAACCCUUACGACUCUGCAUCAAGAAUAAACUUUGUGGUGUUACCAGAAUCCAUCCUUCAAGGAUUUUUAUGCGUGUUCUACCUCUUUACGGGUCAUUGGUUCAUGGCACUCCUCUGUGUUCCUUAUCUCUACUACAACUUCCAUCUUUACUCGAGAAAACAGCAUUUGAUAGACGUCACGGAGAUCUUCAACUUGCUCGAUUGGGAAAAGAAGAAACGACUCUUCAAGCUCGCUUACAUAGUCCUCACUCUAUUUCUCACCAUCUUCUGGUUAAUCUAUUCAACACUUGAUGUUUACGAGGAAUGAACCGUGCUUGAAGAUACAUCGCUCGGUUUGUUCAAACUCCCUCUCUUGCUACUUGACACUGAGCUUGAAGAGA